AAUGGCACUCACUCACUCUUCCAACAUGGCGUCUCGGCUGCAGGCAGUGCAGUCCAAGAUCUUUGAGGGCCUGAGCGCCACUCCGCCCGUCUCGCGCUCGCUCUGCAUCGCAACCCUCGUUGGCUGGCUGCUGUCACUGACAGAGUUCUAUGGAUACAUUGCACUCACGCCUGCCUUUGUCGUGCCGCCACAUAUUUACAUUUGGACAUUCUUUACGGCUGCAUUUGCCGAGCCGCGAUUCAUCACGGCUGUGGUAUGCGCAAUGUCCAUCCUGAUGAUUGGCAAGUUUAUCGAGCCGCUGUGGGGAGGAAAGGAACUCGCACGCUUCAUCUCGAUCGUGAACGUUGGCACCAAUGUGGCAACCUUUCUUGUGAUUGUUUUGGCGUUCCGCCUUUACGGUGAAGAGCAGUUGAUCUACGCGCAUUGCGGCGGCUUGAUUGGCGUUUUGGCUGGCUCGAGUGUUGUUUUCAAGCAACUCACGCCCGAAUACUCUGUCAACAUGCUCGUUGUCAGCGUCCGCACCAAGCACUUCCCAAGCGCCAUCAUCCUGUUGUGCUUGCUGCUUGCUGUUUUCCGCAUCAGCCCACCGCAAGACGUUCUCUUUGUGUGGUUUGGCAUUGUCACGAGCUGGGUCUACCUGCGCUUUUUCCAGCCUCGCGAGGGCUCGCGUGGCGAUCUUGGCGAUGUCUUUUCGCUGGCCAGCUUUUUCCCAGAGGCUGUGCAGCCCGCUGUUAACAAGGUGUCGACGAGCAUCUAUGGCCUUCUUCAAUCGGUGCACAUUGUGCCACCAUGGCCGACCAACAACUCAAACACAAUGUCGCAGCAGCAGGCCGGCUCGUUGCUUUACACGAUCGGCACCGGCCCGACAGCCUUCCGACCAGUUGUUCCCGCCGCAGUAUCGUCAUCUCAAUCACAAAUCAUGACUGCCGCUACUCCCAUUCCAAUCGGCGAUGCCAAGCCGGUCGAUGCUGAGCGACGAAGACAACUUGCUUUGAAAGCUUUGGAUAUGCGACUGGGACUAGACCCCAACGAGCAGGGCGACAACCAGGUGUAGACAGCAUUGCAUGUAACUGCGUCCAGGUUCUUGUUUGCUUUUUGUUCGAGGCUGCGAAUGUGGUGUUUUCGGUAUUUUCUUUGUUCGUGGCAUGCGCGUACCCCGGUGCAGUUGUGGAGAACGGCAUAUUGUCAUUUCCAAAUGUAAUGUAUUUACGCAUCGACAGCAACUCACGAA
Capsaspora owczarzaki ATCC 30864 is the source of this 1231-nucleotide messenger RNA. RefSeq lists its product as hypothetical. The annotation marks the transcript as partial. The transcript is spliced from 8 exons. NCBI's taxonomy places the organism in Eukaryota, Filasterea, Ministeriida, Capsasporidae. Gene Ontology annotation, cellular component: membrane; Golgi apparatus. The record is from RefSeq and is a predicted model, not a curated record. Gene Ontology annotation, biological process: retrograde vesicle-mediated transport, Golgi to endoplasmic reticulum.